AUAGACUUGAACCAGUUUUUGCUUACGAACCACAUACCUGUGAUUUUGCAGAAAGAUAAACAAUUUUUAAAUGCAAUAGAGUGUACGGUUAAACAGAAAUGACGGAACCAACGAGCAAGACACCGGAUGCGGUUCCGGAAUCACCCGUAUCACUGCCCAUCGCCUCCCAAUCCAUGGAUACGGCGACCAUUGAAGAUUUCGACGAGGACAAACCGGCCAAGGGAAAGAAGAAAGCCAAGAAUCCAAAGGGUCGCCACUCGGAUUCCGACAUCGGCUCCGAACUGAAGAAGCUGGCCCAGCGCCGGAUCAACGUAGCCGGUGCUCCAAAAAUGCCACUUAAUGGCUACGUCCGCUUCAUGAACGAUCGACGCGAGGAACUGCGACGGGAGCAGCCACAACGUACUGCCCUGGAGCACACAAGGAUCAUCGGCGAGGAGUGGCAUCAGCUGCCCGAGGAGCGCAAGUUGCCCUACAUCGAGGCAGCCGCCAAGGACAAGGCCAUAUAUCAGGAGCAGUUGCAAAUGUUUCUCAAGGAACACCCCGAAAUUGUGGCCAACGAGUUGGCCAAAGCCAAGAAAGCCACAAAACUGGAUGGUUCGCCCAAGGAAAAGACGCCGAAGGGUGAAUCAGCCUUGGGCAAGGCGAAGAAGACCAAGGCAAAGCCGGUUAAGCGGCAGAGCGAGGAUCCGGAUGAUGUGCCUCUGGCCAAGGUGAAGCGUGCCCAGACACCACCGCCUCCCACACCGCCAGCGGCUCCAGUACAGCCCCCUCCCAGCAGCGUGCCACCUGCGACACCUGCACCACGACCGCUGCAGCCCGGCGAGAUACCCAUCUACACCAACGAGUUCAUCGAACACAAUCGCAGCACGGAGAAUGAGCUGAGGACGCUGCGCAAGGCCAAGACCGAUCUGGAGCAGCAGAACGCUGUGCUGGAACAGCACGUAGAUAAUACGAAAGCCGGGUACGCCAAGGUGAUGGGCGAGGUAACUGAGCUCAUGGAGGAGAACCAACGCCUGGAGACCUAUUUGCGCGCCUUGCGCCAGAAACUGGUCGCAGCUCUCGGCGGAAUCUCGAUGCCACCACUGGAGCCAAGUGGUCCCAGCGUUGGCAACAUUGACAAGUACAUCCGGCACUUAGCCGGGCUCGUCACUCAGCCAAGCAACGUCACUUUGAUUAAGGCACGAGAGGCGCUGCGUAAAGUGGACACCAGUAGCUUGCUAAAACCGUGAUUCAUAGUACAGUAUUCAUAGCGUUAAUAACUUCACCAUAAACAAUAGUCAUAGUCAUAGAACAAUAGUUAUCAAUGCCAAGGAUAUCAAAAGAGAAAACCGAAUAACAAUAAAAUAU
Molecule: messenger RNA, 1347 nt
Organism: Drosophila melanogaster (fruit fly)
Lineage: Eukaryota; Metazoa; Arthropoda; Insecta; Diptera; Drosophilidae
Gene: Hmg-2
Product: high mobility group protein 2
Exons: 2
Coding region: 99-1229 (376 amino acids)
Cellular component (GO): nucleus
Molecular function (GO): DNA binding
Source: RefSeq, marked reviewed